UUGUAUUUUUUUCAAGUUUAUUUAUCAAUUUUAUUAAGGUUUGUAUUUUUCUCGUUUUAUGUAUUUUUCCAAGUUUAUUUUUAUUGUUAGUGUUUUUUCUUUAUGUAUUUCUUGACUGUAUUUUUCAAGUUUUGUGUUUAUUUUUUCAAGUUUAUUUUUUAGUUUAUUCAAGCUUGUAUUUUAUAUUUUGUAAACUCUUUUAUGUAUUUUCCCAAGUUUAUUUAUUUAAUGUAUUUUUCAUGUAUUUUUCACAUUUUCAAGUUUUAUUUUUCGAGUUUAUCCAAGUUUGUAUUUUAUAUUUGUAUUUUCCUUAUUUUAUGUAUUUCUCUUCAAGUUUAUUUUCUGUAUUUUUUUCAUUCUUGUAUUUCUUUUGUAUUUCUCCAAGUUUUAUUUCUCAAAUUUAUUCAAUGUUUUUUUGUAUUUCCUCAUUUUGUAUUUUUCAAUUUUAUUUUUUAUUUUUCAAGUUUGUAUUUUCUAUUUUCAACUUUUAUGUAUUUUACUUCAAGUUUAUUUCUUGUAUUUUUUUAUUUUUGUAUUUUUCAAUUUUGUAUUUUUUCAAGUUUUAUUAUUUAAU
This is a messenger RNA of Meloidogyne enterolobii, 574 nucleotides long. NCBI's taxonomy places the organism in Eukaryota, Metazoa, Nematoda, Chromadorea, Rhabditida, Meloidogynidae. The record is from the annotation of a GenBank genome assembly.